Messenger RNA from Onthophagus taurus, 531 nucleotides. Its product is annotated as cuticle protein 7-like. The record is from RefSeq and is a predicted model, not a curated record. NCBI's taxonomy places the organism in Eukaryota, Metazoa, Arthropoda, Insecta, Coleoptera, Scarabaeidae. Gene Ontology annotation, cellular component: extracellular matrix.
AUGUAUUUACCAAACAUAUUAUAUUUUCAGUUCACCAUAUUAGCUGCUUUAAUUGCAGUCUCUUCCGCCGGGGUUCUCCCAGCUGCAUACCCAGCUCAUUAUGCCGCCCCAGUUUACGCAGCCCCCAUAGCCAAAGUAGCAGCACCAGUAUAUGCUAAAGCCGUAGCUCCAGAACCAUACGAUGCUCAUCCACAAUACAACUUCAAUUACGAUGUUCAUGACGAUCAUACUGGAGAUGUGAAAAGCCAACAAGAAGUUCGUGAUGGAGAUGUUGUUAAAGGAUCUUACUCUUUCAUCGAAUCUGAUGGUGCUAGACGUGUUGUUGAGUACACUUCUGACCCCGAACACGGAUUCAACGCUGUAGUCCACAGGGAAGAAGGAGCUGCUCACCCAACUGGACCCGCAGCCGCUCCAGCUUAUGGUAAAGUAGCAGCACCAGUUUAUGCUAAAGUUGCUGCUCCAGUCUAUGCUGCUCCCGUAGCUAAAGUUGCUGCUUAUCCCGGAUAUUCAUCUCAUGGUUAUUAUCAUUAA